Solea solea (common sole) is the source of this 4706-nucleotide messenger RNA. RefSeq names its product speckle type BTB/POZ protein like a (gene spopla). Gene Ontology annotation, biological process: proteasome-mediated ubiquitin-dependent protein catabolic process; regulation of proteolysis. The transcript is spliced from 13 exons. Gene Ontology annotation, molecular function: ubiquitin protein ligase binding. Lineage: Eukaryota; Metazoa; Chordata; Actinopteri; Pleuronectiformes; Soleidae. Gene Ontology annotation, cellular component: cytoplasm; nucleus. The record is from RefSeq and is a predicted model, not a curated record. The coding region runs from base 951 to 2129 and encodes 392 amino acids.
AAAGUAUCUGAGUCGUACACUUUUUCUUUAGUUUGGAUUGGAAGUAUUUUUCUUCGUUCAACUAGCGUAUAUGUUGAAGUCAUAUCGAAGCAGUAUUCAUGAUGAUGGCAUGUGAAUUAGUGUUGACACUUUGGUUGGUGCUGCGCUAACAUUGGGCUGUUGCUUUCCAGUGAUAUCGACUUUGUAUUAAGAGUAGUCGCAUCCGCUUACAUCGCGACUAGCAUAUGAUGCUAGGCUAGAAUGAGCCACGGAGCUCUAUAAAGCCUUGGUCGUUAAUCUUUCAACCUAUGUAUACUAACUGGAUGCCUUUCUAUGAACAUCACUUUUGUUGUUGUCAAGGCAGCACAGCACGACUCCAGCUAAUGAGUUAACCAAACAAAGUUGUAGGUGAAUAUUCAUGUAGCUAAUGCAACUGACUAGCGCUCAGGCCAAACAGACAUAUAAGACGAUAAAGCAUUAUCUAUUCAGUAAUAUUAAAUAUGGCAACACAAUGAAAACCCACCCAUGUAGUGUCCUAUCAGUCUGACAUCUGAUUCAAUUUGUUUUGUAAACGCGGAUUACUUAAGUAGUUUGAAAGCUCUUACGUUUUUGUAACUUGUAUAUAUAAUUUAUAUCCUUGGGUCGAUGUUGUAGUUCUGGUGCGGUGUGAGGACUGAGACUUUUGUAGGGCCAGAUGCUUAGAGUGGGACAUGGAGAUGGGGCCAUGAAGGAUCCCGUGAUAACAUAGAGAACUGUCAUCACUGUGCAUUUCAACCAAGAGGAGCAGAUAUUCUGUAUCACUGUAAAUCAAAUUGUAAGGGAACUUCAGGGAAGGCAGCUCGAAGAACAGUAAUUCUAACUGGCAUCUCUCUCGGUAUUUGUCAUCUGCAUCUCCAUCUUGUAGGCAUCUCUGUUUUGAGCUUCUUUUUUUGCUUCAGGGACACAAGUGAGUGGUACUCCCUAAGUGGGCAAUGUCACGGGUUCCCACCCCUCCCCCUCCUGGGGAGAUGUCGAGUGGACCUGUGGCAGAAAGCUGGUGUUACACACAGGUCAAAGUUGUGAAGUUUUCCUACAUGUGGACCAUAAACAACUUCAGUUUUUGCAGAGAAGAAAUGGGAGAGGUAUUGAAGAGCUCAACCUUCUCCUCUGGUCCAAAUGACAAAAUGAAAUGGUGUCUGCGAGUCAAUCCAAAGGGACUUGAUGAUGAAAGCAAAGACUAUCUCUCACUGUAUUUACUACUUGUUAGUUGUCCAAAAAGUGAAGUCCGAGCGAAGUUCAAGUUUUCGUUGUUGAACGCUAAGAGAGAGGAGACAAAAGCGAUGGAAAGCCAAAGAGCAUACAGAUUUGUCCAAGGUAAAGACUGGGGCUUCAAAAAAUUUAUAAGGAGAGAUUUCCUCCUUGAUGAAACCAAUGGACUCUUACCCGAUGACAAGCUCACCCUCUUUUGUGAGGUAAGCGUUGUCCAAGACUCCGUCAACAUUUCGGGCCAGUCCAACAUGAAUAUGCUGAAAGUACCCGAGUGUCAGCUAUCUGAUGACCUAGGGAAUCUAUGGGAGUGUUCACGCUUCACAGACUGCAGUCUUUAUGUGGGAGGACAGGAGUUCAAAGCUCACAAAUCCAUCCUUGCAGCAAGGUCACCUGUCUUUAAUGCUAUGUUUGAACAUGAAAUGGAAGAAAGUAAAAAGAACCGCGUUGACAUCAGUGAUGUGGACCCAGACGUCUUUAAGGAAAUGAUGGGCUUCAUCUAUACAGGAAAGGCCCCAAACCUGGAGAAGAUGGCAGACAAUUUGCUGGCUGCUGCAGACAAAUACGCUUUGGAGCGUUUAAAGGUCAUGUGUGAAGAGGCCCUGUGCAACAGCCUUUCAGUGGAGAAUGUGGCCGACACCCUCAUCCUUGCAGACUUGCACAGUGCCGAGCAGCUCAAAGCACAAGCCAUAGAUUUUAUCAACAGGUGCAGUGUCCUGAGACAGCUGGGCUGUAAAGAUGGAAAGAACUGGAAUAGCAAUCAUGCUACAGACAUAAUGGAGACUGCAGGCUGGAAGUCAAUGAUCCAGUCCCAUCCUCACUUGGUAGCUGAGGCCUUUCGUGCCCUGGCGUCAGCACAGUGCCCACCCUUCGGUCUUCCUAGGAAGCGUCUAAAACAGUCCUGACUGCCCGACUGCCCCCGGACUUUAUUGGAGGUGCGAAGCAUGGGUUUACAGAGGAAGGACUAGCAAGGAUACCACUCUUAUUUCCACCAAAAUGGAACACACUUGAAUAAAGAGGAGUGGAGCUUUCUGGCCAGGAGUGUGGUGAGGCUGGCACGCGGACGACUGACAUCAGUGGAUUGGGAAAAAGAUUGGUUCAGUCAGUGUUUGCUUGCUUGCUUUGCUUCCUCAGCUGGAUUCUGUUCAGUUCAGGUCGCAAGUCAAGCUGAAUGCUACUGUCUUAUUUUUCCUGUAAUUUAAAAAAAAAAAAAAAAUGGCCUUAAUAUAUCUGCCAUUGCUCUGGCGCUGCUCUAGAGUACCUUGUCUAUUUUACCCUGUGCCUGCCUUGUCACAAAGACCAGGCCACCUCCAGGUUGCACUAGUUCCCAUGAAUAGUCAUUUUGAUAUGGAGUUCUAUAGGAACGUAACAAAGGUUUAACUAAAUGGGAAAUAUUAUAUAUAUUUGUAAUGUUUAGCCCGUUUUGUGACUAGACAUUAAAAAGCAUGAACACUUUCAGUGCAAGGUCAGUUCUUUACACUUUUUAAAAGAUGUGUAUGCCCCAUAUUGAUGGCACCAUUUCUAUGUAAAUGACAGUUGAACCAUCUUCAGAAGACCAGUGUACAACAAAGUCUGUUCUUUUGCAUAUUUGUGGGGAAAACUAGUAAUCUGCCAUUAUGAAGACUCAGUGUCAAUCCUAAUAAUUCAUGUGAGACGGGACGUGUCGUCUGUACCUUGGCCCUAAUAUAUAAAAACAUUGGAAGUAUAUGGAAGUAUUUACUCAGUCUCCCAUCUGAAUGGCAUAUUCCAGAUCAUACGUCUGUGAAACUGUUAUAGAUUAAAUUUUAAGAAUUGUUUUCCUUAAUAUUGCCAACUUGCAAAUAUAUAUUCUCAGUAUAUUGUGGUUAACUAAAAGUGGAGAGACUAAUGCAUGGUCAUGUUAUUGUCAAACAAAGUGUCCAAUUUUGUUUUUUUUUUACCAAUUUGUUUUCUGCAAUUAUCCGACAUAUUUGUGCAGAAUUAAAUGAAUUGAGUAUGUGCAAAAAAAAUUUCCUCUAACACGCUUGGAUAUUUGUAGGAUGCUGAGCAUCACUUCUACCGGCAAUGUUAUUCUGUGUUUGAAUCGGGGAGGGGCGGGAGGGGGAUCGUCAUGUUUAUCCAGUCAGUCUUAUAUGUCGUGUGGUGUGGCAGACACUUCUGAGGAUUUUGUAAAUUAAAAAAGGGUAGCAUCAUUUUUACAUGAUAUUACUCGCCGUUCAGCGUCAUGUUGAGAUGUUGGAACUACUUUUUGUUUUGAAGCAAAAAAGAUGAAGUUGUUGUCAGCAAGAAUGCCUGCAUUAACCCAUUAAAACAUUUCCAGCAGUCCAAAGACCCCCACGUUUGUUUUUGUUUUUUAACCCAAGAUUGUUAAACUUGAGGAGCUCACAGUGGGGGAGAGUGCGUGGUUAUUAUUCACGCGGUCUCAUUGUAAUGACCAUAUUAAUGGAUGUGUAUGCCAAGCAGAGUUUGUUUUUCUUCGUCUGCUUAAUUUAAAUAUGAUGAUGAUGAUUAUUGGACCUUUGUCUUCUCACAUAUGCAUUUUCCACUUGAGUAUAAUUUGAACGCGAGGCUGUUCUUUCCUGCUGGAAUAGAGACGUCUUGUCCGCCCUUCUCAGUCAACACAGAUCCCAGAAAAAUAUACCUGAUACCAUCUCUGCUUCGGGACGCCUCCUCCACCUCCCCCGUCUUCCUCCUCCUUGGCUUUUCUCGAAUGAGUGUAGCUCUCAGUUUGGUGGCGCUGUCCAAAAUUGGAAAUUUGUUCUGUUGUUUGGAUUGAAAGAACCCAGUGUUGCUAACACUUGACGCCGGGUCACGAGUUGAAUAUUAUAUUGGCUUGUUAAGAAAAUGUGUGUGUGGGGGGAGAAAAAGUCCCGUUCUCGUCAUGAGACAAAAGGAAUACUCACUGUGCUCGCUCCAUCCACCAAGAUAUUGUGUCAUGAAAAAUAUUUUUUUUUAUAUUAAAACAUAACUACCUUUACAUCCCAGGAUGCUUUUGAACAAAUCCAGUGUGACGGGAAUCUAUUGAGUUUUCCUUUUUUUUUUUUUUUUUUUUUGCAAUGGAUUUGUAAUGGACUGUUAAUCCAGGAUGUCGUAAAGCUACAAAGAUGUGACACUGUCCUCUGAUUAAGUAGUUAAUGUAUGUAAAGUAAAGUGUUAAUGUGAUCAAGGUAUUACAUGGGCAAUUAGCUAAAAAAAAAAAACAGUCUUUUAUUUUGAACUACUGUGUCUCAUAAUCUGUAAUGUCAGUACUGGCACAGGAAAAGUGAACUGUAUGUUGCAUUCCCUGUAUAGUUUUCUGAUGUGGCAGGAAAGCCCUGUGUGACUUGAUGCCUAUGGAGUGGGUGCCUCACCCUGAUCAGAUAAGAGUAAUGGAAGCGAAUGAAAAGACCCCUGUCUCUGAUGGCCACAGAAAAAUGGAUGUGCUCCCUGAGGUGUACCGCUGGUAUCAUCCUACGCCUGUGGACACAGAUUUAUUGCCCAUUAAAAAGCUACACUGAAAUGUA